Messenger RNA from Hippocampus zosterae (dwarf seahorse), 6306 nucleotides. Its product is annotated as A-kinase anchor protein 2. Lineage: Eukaryota; Metazoa; Chordata; Actinopteri; Syngnathiformes; Syngnathidae. Gene Ontology annotation, biological process: regulation of cell shape. Gene Ontology annotation, cellular component: membrane. The transcript is spliced from 17 exons. Bases 241 to 4242 code for a protein of 1333 amino acids. The record is from RefSeq and is a predicted model, not a curated record.
UGCUCCACUCCAUCCCUUCGAAAGCAGGGUGAUGCAGGGUUGCCGGAGCUGCGGCAGCUUCACUGACCGAUAGCGUGACAAACACUCACUAAAAAGGCAGGAGGAAGGAGGAGGAGGAGACGCUGUGGAGGACGGGGAGGAGGAAGAGGAGGAGGAGGAGAGGGCAGGAGGAGGAAAGGAAGAAGAAAGACACCUCCGUCAAAAGGGACGGCGGCGGACAGGGGACGGAGAAAGGGGCGGAUGGAGAAGAGAAGAAGAGCCGAGGGUGUUGCGGCCAUGAUGUCGGACGCACCGUUGCAGAGGAACGGCAUGGCGACAGUACGGAUGUCGUGUGAGGAGGCUCAGCUCCACAAAGAGAGGCUGCAGGCCUUGGCGGAAAAGCGAAAACGUCAAACCGAGAUUGAAGACAAGAGAAGGCAGCUUGAUGAUUUGGUUUUGCAGCUACAACAUCUCAAGUCCAAAGCCAUGCGGGAGCGAUGGCUCCUCCAGGGAAUGGCAGCAGAACAAGAGGAGGCACGGCGGAAGCAGCUGCAACUGGACGAGGAGCACGGGAAGAGGCUGGAAGACCUUAUACAGAGGCUGGAAUCUGAAAUCAGUACGCUUGAGAGUGAGGAAUCUCUGAUCUCAGCUAAAGAGCGGGCUUUACGGGAACGCCUCAAGGAGACGGAACUCUCAAUAGAAGACCUGCAGAAGAGUCUGAUGGCCCAUGAUGGAGUGGAGGCCACCGACUGUACAUCCGUUCCUCUCUCGGGCGGCGCGGAUCUCGAUCGCGAGCAACUAUCCCUGGCCACGCAGCCCCGGAGCAGCCCACCUGCGCCUGGAGAGAAGGCAGCACCGAGACCCGCAAUGUUUGCCAUGGAGAUCAACGUGCAGCACGACCCUCAGACCGGCGAACAGCGCAUCCUGUCAGCGAACCGCAUGAACCCGUCAGAAGCGGGCUCGCGCGGUGUCAAGAUCUAUGACGACGGCAGGAAAGUCGUCUACGAAGUCACGACCUGUGGGGGGGUGUCCACGACCUCGGUGGAGAACGGGUGGAGCUCCUCGCAGGUCGACCAGCUAAUCCAGAGAGCGGCUAGAUCUGGCGGAGGGGGAGAUGAAAGGAGGGCUCAGGUAUUAGUUACCCCCGCUGCCCCACAUGCCUAUGCCUCGCCGACAGCUACGGAUGAUCUGUCCCCACCAUCCUGCGCCCCGCCCUCCAUCCCAUCGAGCCCGCCUGCCCAGGUCACCCUGCACAGAGAGACUCAGCUCGGCAUGAUGCCCCCAUCCUCGGCUCCUAUCGUGACGCAGCCUGGCCCGUCAGCCCAGCCGGGACCAGAAGUUUGCUCCGUGCCCCGAGCCAGCACCGAGCAUCCGGUCACCAUGGUGUUCCUGGGAUACCAGGACCUGGAAGACACGAGUGAGAGCCGGCGGCUGCUCGGUUUCGACGGCGCCGUCAAGGCCGAGGUGGUGCUGAUCGAUGAAGAUGACGAGAAGUCCCUCAGGGAGAAGACGGUCACCGACCUGUCCAUCAUCGACGGCACGGCGGCCGACCUCGUGUCGGGGCGGCCGGUCACAUCCGAGGCCGCCAGUACAGAACUCUCGUCGGACGGCCGUGAGCACGACAGCGCCGCCUCGCCACCGCCAAACCCCGAAGCCAACAAAGCCCCGCCUCCCGGUCUCACCCCUGCCACAGACUGUGGGGUUAUCAGAACAACAACAAACGGACAUCAGGUGGAGAUGCCGAGUAGAUAUCCUCACACUGCCAUGAAAUCGUGGCAGGCACCCGAGGAUGUCAGUGGUGCAAUACCUAAAGAGCGAGCCUUAAAGAGUGUUACUUUCCAAGAAUCAGUCAGCAUCAUCACUGACGGACCGCUCAUUAUGGAAGUGGAGAGCCAGCAGAUUCAGCAUGGCUGCCUCAGCAGAUCAAGUGUGCAGGGCCAAAGUCCCGUCGAGCUGAAGACAGUGACAUCCGACAGUGAUGUCGAGCAGGAGAUCCGCUACCUGGAUCAGGUACUGGAUGCAGCCUCAGAAACACAUAGUAAUGGAAACUCCUCCCCAUCUGCAUACACCAAACCCAUCAGCGUAGAUGGAAUGUACUCGUCUGUGUGUGUGUCCAAUUCCUCUCCUGGUUGUCAUCAGCCAAUCUUUGUGGAGGGGCAAAGACAAACCACCUUCCUACAUCAGGAUGAAUCCAGUGCAAAAACCAAUGGGCAUAUGCCAACGGAGGAACUGAGCCACAGCGGUGCAAAAUUUGAGCUCAGAGCUUUCCAGGAGGAAAGAAGGCCGGCAAAACUUUACACCCCAGGAGAAGAGCAGCACGUCAGAGUGACGAGGAGGCGAAAUCCAGAUGAGGUCCAGGAGUUGGAGCGUGAGCGUCAAGAGCUGAUCCGAGACCAGGCAGUGAAGAAAAACCCUGGCAUCGCUCAACGUUGGUGGAACCCUCCACAGGAGGUUCCUUUGGAGGAGCAACUGGACCCCGAACAGCUCGAGUCUCUCCGAAAAUACCAAGAGAGAAAAACGCAGAAGCAGAAUUCAUCUUAUUCAUACACACAGCCCCAAGUUACUGGACCUCCCACGCUGGUGACUUUUGACCCAGAGUUAAUCAGGAAGGAAGACAUUGUGGAAAACAAGAUUGACUUCUCAUCUGCCAGAAAGCAAUUCCUGCAAGCGGAAGUGACAAAGAAUUCCAUAGCUCCUCACAUAUACUCUGCCAGACCCUUUUCCAAGUCCAACUAUGGGAACAGCAACACUGUUCCAGAAACAGGAGAGUGUCAUGUGACUUGGUCUGAUGAAGGCAUUGCAGGAGAAUUUACCAGUGUUCGUGCUUUCAUGACAAAUGUAAGUGAUGAAGAGGAAGGGAAGAGCCAGAUACGCCAAGGCUAUCACCCCGAGGAGUCAGACUCGGGACUGGAAGAGUUAUCAGUUCGCUCUCAGGACACAACAGUGUUUAGCUUGGAUAGCGUUUCAGACAGUGGGGCCUCACUUCCACCGACACCGCUACCACUUACCCCAGUGUCACCGUCUACUCCUCAGCCCACUACGCCAGUCAACGGGCGAACCACUGGCAGUGCAGCGGAGCAUGAGCUUGAAUACCAAGCAGAAGUCCUUGUCCAAAAUGUGAUCCAAAAUGCCCUCUCGACAAAUGGAGAUGACUGGCAGUCAUCUCUCCCGAACUUAGAUUCUUCACAGAUGAGCAGCCCUGUGUCUUCUCCCUCCGCUUCAACAAGUAGUCCAGUGCCAGUAUCUUCCUCCCCUAUGUCUUUUGGGGAAACUGACCAUCUACAGUCAGCUGUCCCCGCCACAGCUGCUACAUCUGAGGAACAGGUUGCUUUCCAAGAGAAGCCAACAAAAACACAACAGCAACAGUCAACCUCAUCCAGUCCGACUCAGUCAUCGCAAUCCUCUCCAACUCCUUCUCAGCCUAUUUCUCCACCACAAAGACCCAAAGUGGGAGGACCGAGGAUCAAAAUCCAGUCUUCUUACACGAGAGCACUUGCUUCCUCGGCCCCAGUUGCUGCGCCGGAUCCUUGCCCUGUGAACACGGCCAAUGUACCCAGGCCAGCCACAGUCUGCCGCCCCCCUUCUCCUCCAAGUCCUGAAAAGUCAGAGUUCAGCUACUUCAGUAAGUAUUCCGAAGCGGCUGAGCUGCGUAGCACAGCAGCGGCAACAAAAGGCCCUGAGGUGGAAGUGGCAAGCGGACCAUUCCGCCUUCGCUCCAAGAAACAGCAUACGUUGUCCAUGAUUGAGGAAGAGAUUCGAGCAGCUCAGCAGAGAGAGGAAGAAUUGAAGAAACAGAGAGAAGCGCAACCUUCUGCCAUUCCUCAAAUUCCUGCAAGAACGGGAGUACGGAAAACCACCAUAUCCCCGGCAGACAAGUUGAAGAGCAACAGCUUGCCAACAAGACUCACACUGACGUCAAGGACAGCACCAGGAAAGAUCGAGAAGGUUCGACCUGCUCCGCCUGUCUCACCCUCGCCGUCAGAAGGAGCGCUAUCUGACGCCGGCAGUGAGGAUUCCGGAGGAUCUCGGCCCAAAAACUUCAUGCAGACACUCAUGGAAGACUAUGAAACACACAAAGUGAAGAGGAGGGAGAAAAUGGAGGACAACAGCUAUGCCCGUUUGUUGCUGGCUAACGAGGUAACCACUGAGGUCUUGGAGGCCACUCGCAUCACCCGGAGGAAAAGCGACAUGGCGCUUAAAUGGGAAGCCGGAAUCUACGCCAAUGAGGAUGGUGAAGAGGAGGAAGAAGAGGAGGAAGAGUGAAAGUAGGAUGGGAAGGAAAAAAGACAAGCAGUGGAAGCAGUAUUUGUUUUAUUCUUAGUGUUCUGAUGAUCAAUUCUGGUCUGACCAGUGGAGCUCAAUGAGGAAGUGUAUCAAUUUCUGGACGGGGAUUCUGCAAGUGUAACAGAAUGUUGGUGAUGCGAGAGCAUGAGACGAAAAGAGGUGGAUGCAAAAGACAAUUUGCAUUCAAGAUGCAAGAAGGAAUCGUGGAUAUGUCAAUUUUCUUUUGAAAGGUUGCCUGAAAGUCACUGAAGGUUUUGUGUGCUUGACAGCCACCAAUUAUUCGCUGAAUAUGUUUAAAUAUGAGUCCUGCAUGUUCGUGAGGCCUCAUAUAUAAACGCAGCCUCAUCAAUAUACGGGGAGGCUGCGUUUCCAAGAUUUGCAGCCGUCGACAGCCGUUCAGGCAGCCACGUUCCAUCAUGAGAUACUCCACUGCCUGAGACUGGCGGAUACGAUUUCAUCUCCAAUCCCAUUUGGCCACAAUUUGAUUCAGAGAGUGAGCAAUAAGCAAAAAUAGAACGAAGGUUGUCAAUAUUCCGUCUCAUUUAGUGACUUUGUCUGUGUGAGGUUUUAACAGGAAGGGGAAAAAGUCAUGUUUGUGUAUCAGGAGUUUUUGAGCAGGCUGUAGAACAGUAUUGUACACCGUAUAUAUUGCGGCCCUCGAAAAUCACUUAUUUUACCAUUGGUUUGUUGACGGUGUCUUUUGUAGGCAGUUGUUGUAUCAUAUUAUGAGGUAGGAUUGUGUAUUUGACAGAUGCACAUUUAUUCCCAGUGUACUUAUUAUACUCGCGAGCUGACCACCGUGUGAUGGCAAAUGUUGAAAAGAAAGAAAAAGUGGUGAGAAAAAGAGAACCAGUUUGCCUCUUUAAGACAAUGAAUAUUCAUCACUCGACAGCAAAUCAUGAAACCGACUCGACAAUGAUCCGGGAUGAAUGUAAGUCCCGGCCGGCUACGUGUUCAAAAGAGUGAACGAGAGCACAAGGAAUGAAUUCUAUUCACAAGUGUUUAUACUUUAGUGUGUGUUUCUAUGCCACUUGAACUGAAAAGUAGCAGUAACGGUCUACUCUUCAGUCUUUUUUCAGAUUCCCACCCCCCCCCCCCCCCCAGCAUGCGAAUGUCAAGAGGAUAGUGAGAAUGCUUUUAAACCAAAAGGUCACCAUUUUAAUCUGCCACAGUGUCUUGCUCAAAGUGUCCUUUAGCUCGACACUGACCUGUCCGUACCCUCGACCUCACUCAACUCGAUCCUCAGCAAAACAUUCAAUGCAAACACAAACUGAGGUAGCGUGCUCACUAUGGUGAGAAUUGUGGUCAACUUAAACACAACACGGCCUGAUUGUAAUCAUAAUUAUGAUCACGUGUCUGGAAAUUAUUCUUUGUUUUAUCUGUUCUGUCAAACAACCAGGAUUGAAAGCAAAGAAUGUGCCGAGAUGUUUUCUCUCAAAAAAAAGGAAAAAAAAAAAAAAAGCUCUGAUGGAAAAGCUCCCUUAUUAUUGGUUUUAAACAUGAAAUAAUAUAUUUAAAUUAUGGAUCCCUUUUGCGGUAACGCUAAUGCAAUAUGACACAGGUGCAGGACAAGGGGCAAAAUGAAGCCUGUCAAGUGUUGACAAAGCUUUCUUAAAAAGUAGUUGAAAGACUUGUUGAGUUGGUGUGCUACAUAAAAAUCAAAAAUAAAAAGAAUGCACUCCGGGAUAAAUCUUUUGCAUUGCAUGGUAAUUUUAUUGGCUUAUUUAAAUGCACUCAGAGCAUCAGUUGCUUCGUACGACUGACUUUGAUGAAUAUGCGGCUUUUUCGUUUGAAUUCUUGAUGCAGAGAUGAUUUUAUUUAUCUUUUGAAAAGCUGGUAGAUUGGUUUUUACCCAUCCUGAGUCGCUUCAGUGUGUGACGAUGCAAUUUUAUGGUCGAGAUUAUAACCUCUGUCCUUAUGCAGUUAACCACUCGUAUGUUCAUAUUGAUAAUGUGCUCCACUUUAUAGCACGUGUACGGCUCACAGUUAUCCGCCUGUUAUACAUAUUAUAAAUAUUUUCUCAUUAAAUACAAAACCUGACAA